Molecule: messenger RNA, 3948 nt
Organism: Sphaerodactylus townsendi
Lineage: Eukaryota; Metazoa; Chordata; Lepidosauria; Squamata; Sphaerodactylidae
Gene: NEDD4
Product: NEDD4 E3 ubiquitin protein ligase
Exons: 27
Coding region: 139-3948 (1269 amino acids)
Biological process (GO): receptor catabolic process; neuromuscular junction development; regulation of dendrite morphogenesis
Molecular function (GO): ubiquitin-protein transferase activity; sodium channel inhibitor activity; protein binding
Source: RefSeq, a predicted model, not a curated record
GAUUGGCCGGCAGGGCGCGCGCCUGGGCAUGGGGCGUGGCCGAGCGCCGUCGGGGCCGCCCGUUAACCGGUGCUGAGGCGGCUCCGCGCUCCUUCCUUCCUUCCUUCCUUCCUUCCGCUUCCGCCGCCGGGCCAGACCAUGACGGCCCCCGGAGCGCCCGCUGGGCCGCCGCCGCCAGGGAAGGUGCUGGGGCUGCCGGGGGGCGGCGCACAGGAGAGUACGCGGAUUGUGAGGCUGAAGAUCAUAGCUGGGAUAGACCUGGUCAAGAAGGAUAUAUUGGGAACGAGUGACCCGUAUGUGAAAGUGACCGUCUAUGACUCAGCGCACGGCAUCCUCACCACUGCUCAAACCAGGACUGUCAAGAAGACCUUGGACCCAAAGUGGAAUGAAGAAUUUUUCUUCCGGGUCAAUCCUCAGAGGCACCGGAUGUUCCUGGAAGUAUUUGAUGAGAACCGCUUGACAAGAGAUGAUUUCCUUGGCCAAACGGAUAUUCCUCUCUGCCAGCUGCCAACAGAGAACCCAGCUACUGAGCGACCGUACACAUUUAAAGAUUUUGUUCUUCACCCACGGAGCCACAAGUCCCGGGUGAAAGGGUUCCUCAGGCUCAAGAUGACGUACUUGCCUCAAAGCCCCGGCCCAGAAGAAGACGGCCCAGAGCCAGCCGAAGAGCUGGAGCCUGGCUGGAUCAUUGUGGACCAACCGGAGGCCUCGUGCCAGCUGCAGGAGCCCGAGGCCCCCCUCCCGCCGGGCUGGGAAGAGAGGCAGGACUUGCUCGGCAGGACUUACUACGUCAACCACGAAUCCAGGAGAACGCAGUGGAAGAGGCCGAGCCCCCAGGACAGCCGAGCCCCCGCGGAGAGCGACCGCACCCACCUGGAAGCGCAGCAGGCCUUUGCCCACCGGCAUCAGAUCACGGAGGAGGCCGAGAGCCUGGACAGCAGAGAAUCCCCCGAGAGCUGGGAAAUCAUAACAGAAGAUGAAGCGACUCUCUACAGCAACCAGAGCCCUGAGGCAGCCGCUCUGCAGGGCCACGCGGAGGCCGAGGCCCCGUCUGUCGAAGACCUGAGUGCCCAACUGACCUCCACGGCCUUCUGCACUAGUGACUCCCGAAGGAGCGGCAGCCAGCAAACGUACUCCCUGGAGGAACGCCCGGUGCUGCCCGUGUUACUCCCCACUUCAAGCGGGCUGCCCCCUGGCUGGGAAGUCAGAACAGACGACAAAGGCCGGCCUUACUACAUCGACCACAACUCCCAGACCACCAGCUGGCUGAAGCCUGCAGCCCUCCAGGCGGGAACAGAUGGGAAUCCCCCCCCUGCGGCCCUCGCUCCAAGUUCUUCGCAGGGGCACCUGGCCGCCUCGCAGGACUCAUCCCGGCAGCAGCAGCCCGGUCCUCCUCCGCUGCUGCCGGCAGUCAGGGACCCGGGGCCCCUCCCAAAGGGCUGGGAAGUCCGCAACGCGCCGAGUGGGAGACUUUUCUUCAUUGACCACAACGCCAAGAUGACCACCUGGGAGGACCCCAGACUGAAAAUGCCCCCUCCCGUGAGAAGAAAGCCCUCUUUGGACCCUGGGGAGCUGGGCCCCUUGCCGCCCGGCUGGGAGGAGAGGAUCCACACGGAUGGACGGCCCUUCUUCAUCAACCACAAUGCCAAAACAACCCAGUGGGAAGACCCUCGCCUCCAGGGCGCAGGAAUCACCAAGCCAGCUGUUCCAUAUUCCAGAGAUUACAAACGGAAGUACGAGUUCUUCAGGAAGAAGCUGAAGAAACCGAGCGACAUCCCCAAUAAGUUUGAGCUGAAACUUCGCCGGAACAGCAUCCUGGAAGAUUCCUACCGCAGGAUCAUCGCAGUGAAGAAAGCGGAGUGCCUGAAGGCCAGGCUGUGGAUCGAAUUCGAAGGGGAGAAAGGCCUGGACUACGGAGGGGUCGCCCGGGAGUGGUUCUUCCUGCUCUCCCGGGAAAUGUUUAACCCCUACUACGGCCUCUUUGAGUAUUCGGCUGCGGACAACUACACGCGGCAGAUCAACCCGAACUCGGGGCUGUGCAACGAAGACCACCUCUCCUACUUCAAGUUCAUCGGCCGGGUGGCAGGAAUGGCUGUGUAUCAUGGGAAGCUGCUGGACGGUUUUUUCAUCCGGCCUUUUUAUAAGAUGAUGCUGCAGAAGCCGAUCACGCUCUGUGACAUGGAGUCUGUGGACAGCGAAUACCACAGUUCUCUGAAAUGGAUUCUCGAAAACGACCCCACAGAACUGGACCUCCGGUUCGUGAUCGAUGAAGAGCGUUUUGGGCAGACUCAUCAGCAUGAACUGAAAAGUGGGGGCUCUGAUCUGGUGGUCACCAACGAGAACAAGCAGGAGUACAUCUACCUUGUGAUCCAGUGGCGCUUUGUGAACAGAGUCAAGAGGCAGAUGGCUGCCUUCAAGGAGCCCCCACCCCCCCCCCCCCCCACCCCCCCCCCCCCCCACCCCCCCCCCCCCCCAACGCCCCCCCCCCCCACCCCCCCCCCCCCCCACCCCCCCCCCCCCCAACCCCCCCCCCCCCCCCCCCCCCCCCCCCCCCCCCCCCCCCCCCCCCCACCCCCCCCCCCCCCCACCCCCCCCCCCCCCCACCCCCCCCCCCCCCCACCCCCCCCCCCCCCCACCCCCCCCCCCCCCCACCCCCCCCCCCCCCCACCCCCCCCCCCCCCCACCCCCCCCCCCCCCCACCCCCCCCCCCCCCCACCCCCCCCCCCCCCCACCCCCCCCCCCCCCCACCCCCCCCCCCCCCCACCCCCCCCCCCCCCCACCCCCCCCCCCCCCCACCCCCCCCCCCCCCCACCCCCCCCCCCCCCCACCCCCCCCCCCCCCCACCCCCCCCCCCCCCCACCCCCCCCCCCCCCCACCCCCCCCCCCCCCCACCCCCCCCCCCCCCCACCCCCCCCCCCCCCCACCCCCCCCCCCCCCCACCCCCCCCCCCCCCCACCCCCCCCCCCCCCCACCCCCCCCCCCCCCCACCCCCCCCCCCCCCCACCCCCCCCCCCCCCCACCCCCCCCCCCCCCCACCCCCCCCCCCCCCCACCCCCCCCCCCCCCCACCCCCCCCCCCCCCCACCCCCCCCCCCCCCCACCCCCCCCCCCCCCCACCCCCCCCCCCCCCCACCCCCCCCCCCCCCCACCCCCCCCCCCCCCCACCCCCCCCCCCCCCCACCCCCCCCCCCCCCCACCCCCCCCCCCCCCCACCCCCCCCCCCCCCCACCCCCCCCCCCCCCCACCCCCCCCCCCCCCCACCCCCCCCCCCCCCCACCCCCCCCCCCCCCCACCCCCCCCCCCCCCCACCCCCCCCCCCCCCCACCCCCCCCCCCCCCCACCCCCCCCCCCCCCCACCCCCCCCCCCCCCCACCCCCCCCCCCCCCCACCCCCCCCCCCCCCCACCCCCCCCCCCCCCCACCCCCCCCCCCCCCCACCCCCCCCCCCCCCCACCCCCCCCCCCCCCCACCCCCCCCCCCCCCCACCCCCCCCCCCCCCCACCCCCCCCCCCCCCCACCCCCCCCCCCCCCCACCCCCCCCCCCCCCCACCCCCCCCCCCCCCCACCCCCCCCCCCCCCCACCCCCCCUCUCGAAUGGGCAGAGUCCUGCACUGGAUGCUGCUGAGAACGACUCCACACCGACUCCCGUUCCUCUCCUGGCUGCAGUCUCUGUGCCCCCCCCCCCUCUGCUGUGGGAAAGGGUGCACGGGGGGCUGGAAAGAGGGCUGUUGGUCCUGGGCUCUGUUGGAGUGUGUCCUGGAGGGCCCUGGUCUUGGGUGCUUCUAGCCAUGAUGGGUGCGGAAGAGUGCUGGGAAUUGCCGUGGCAAAAGGGAGAGAUGGGAGCAAACCGGGGCAGGGGAGCCCAGCCUCAGACGGUUUGGGAAGGCAGCCACGCUGGUCUACAGGGGAACAGAAGCCCCUCGGAAGCCGACAAGAUUUUGCGGGAGUGA